AUGCCAGACUUCACACACGUCAUCUUCUAUAGCUUGACUUGUUGGCGAAAUCUCAGAGAACAUCUUGGGAGAUCUGGUGCAAAUUUUCUCGACUUAGCAUCUUGGGACUUACUGGAUUUUCCUCAGACUCAGAGAGCUCUUCCACGUGUCUUGACUGUUCCUGGUAUCGUCUCUGAGCUGGAAGGAGGCGCUGUUGAUGGAUCCUCCGAUGUUAACUCCUCCAGCGGCUCACACGAGCGGAAGAUUAUAGUGGCGAACAUAAUCUUCACAAGUGAAACCACUUGCGAACCUAACUAUGCUCCAUGUAGAAUGCAUAUCGUGUGA
Messenger RNA from Microthlaspi erraticum, 324 nucleotides. Lineage: Eukaryota; Viridiplantae; Streptophyta; Magnoliopsida; Brassicales; Brassicaceae. The record is from the annotation of a GenBank genome assembly.